Phacochoerus africanus (Common warthog) is the source of this 1945-nucleotide messenger RNA. It is a transcript of the gene YWHAQ, whose product is annotated as tyrosine 3-monooxygenase/tryptophan 5-monooxygenase activation protein theta. The transcript has 6 exons. Lineage: Eukaryota; Metazoa; Chordata; Mammalia; Artiodactyla; Suidae. The record is from RefSeq and is a predicted model, not a curated record. Gene Ontology annotation, cellular component: cytoplasm. Gene Ontology annotation, biological process: signal transduction. Bases 214 to 951 code for a protein of 245 amino acids.
UCGGCGCGCCAUUGGGCGGCGGGAGCGAGGGCAGCCGCGCGGCGGCCCGCCUCUCGGCUCCGAGGUAGGCUGAGACGGGAGGGUCCUCGGCUAAAGCCAAAAGCCGAUCAAAGUGGUGGGACUCGCGCCGCGGACGCGGAGACGUGAAGGCCCGCCGCACGCCUGCUCGCUGUCCGGGUCGGUGCUCGCCCUCGCUGCCCUGUCCCCGGCCCCAUGGAGAAGACGGAGCUGAUCCAGAAGGCGAAGCUGGCCGAGCAGGCCGAGCGCUACGACGACAUGGCCACCUGCAUGAAGGCCGUGACGGAGCAGGGCGCCGAGCUGUCCAACGAGGAGCGCAACCUGCUCUCGGUGGCCUACAAGAACGUGGUCGGGGGCCGCAGGUCCGCCUGGAGGGUCAUCUCGAGCAUCGAGCAGAAGACCGACACCUCCGACAAGAAGUUGCAGCUGAUUAAGGACUAUCGGGAGAAAGUGGAGUCCGAGCUGAGGUCCAUCUGCACCACGGUCCUGGAAUUGUUGGAUAAGUAUUUAAUAGCCAAUGCAACUAAUCCAGAGAGUAAGGUCUUCUACCUGAAAAUGAAGGGAGAUUACUUCCGGUACCUUGCUGAGGUUGCUUGCGGUGAUGAUCGGAAACAAACGAUAGAUAAUUCCCAGGGAGCUUACCAAGAGGCUUUUGAUAUAAGCAAGAAAGAGAUGCAACCCACACACCCCAUCCGCCUGGGGCUGGCUCUUAACUUCUCUGUAUUUUACUAUGAGAUCCUCAAUAAUCCAGAACUUGCCUGCACACUGGCCAAAACGGCAUUUGAUGAGGCCAUUGCAGAGCUCGACACACUGAACGAAGACUCAUACAAAGACAGCACCCUCAUCAUGCAGUUGCUUAGAGACAACCUCACAUUGUGGACAUCAGACAGUGCAGGAGAAGAAUGUGAUGCAGCAGAAGGGGCAGAAAACUAAGCGCAUCCAGGGCGGUGUCCUCCUUCCCUCAAGAAGCCUUUGUACUCGCCUCCAUUCCUCCGCCGUCUGGCUUCCCUCUAGCAGAGAGCCCCAGUCCUGUGUAUGGAAUCAACUGUGGAUAGUCUUUUCACACUGCGGCUUUGGGAAAACUCCAUCCCUCGAUUUGUAUUUGUCUUGGCCUUCCUGGUGUGCAGUUACUGCUGUAGAAAAGUAUUAAUAGCUUCAUUUCGUAUAAACAUAAGUACCUGCCCAACACUUAUGUAGAGGACUAAAAUGUAUCUGGUAUUUAAGUAAUCUGAACCAGCUCUGCGAGGGACUGUGUUUUGUAUUACUGUGAAGAUAUGAAAAUGUAGUUAAUUCCCAUUUAAAGGAUGUUCUACAUAACUUGUUAAUUUCUACAUUCCCGCCCUUACUCUUCCUCUCCCAGGCUCUUCAUGUAUUCCUUUUUGGUAGGAAUCCAGAAGUAUUAGAUUGAAUGGAAAAGCGUUUGACAUUUGGGGGCUGGGGGGUGGCAAAUUAAAAUGCCUCCUGUAUGGUAUAUGAUGGAGGUUUUGUGUAUCUGUGACAACAGGGAGUUUCCUUAUUCACUCUUCAUUUGCUGCUGUUUAAGUUGACAACCUUCCUUCCCAAUAAAAAUUCACGUACACCUCCUGCCUUUGUAGUUCUGGUAUUCACUUUACUAUGUCAUAGAAGUAGCAUGUUGCUGCCAGAGUACAAGCAUUGCUUUUGGCGAAUUAAAGUGCAUGUCAUUUCUUAAUACACUAGAGAGGGAAAGUGAAGUCCACAUGUCAAGUCUAAAACUUUAGUACUUUUCCAUGCAGGUUUGUGCACAUGGGAGAGGGUGUCCAGUUUGUCUAGUGAUUGUUAUUUAGAGAGUUGGACCACUAUUGUAUGUUGCUAAUCAUUGACUGUAGUCCCAAAAAAAGCCUUGUGAAAAUGUUAUGCCCUAUGUAACAGCAGAGUAACAUAAAAUAAAAUUACAUUUUAUAAACCA